Messenger RNA from Pichia kudriavzevii, 1053 nucleotides. RefSeq lists its product as uncharacterized. Gene Ontology annotation, cellular component: nucleus. The transcript has a single exon. The record is from RefSeq and is a predicted model, not a curated record. Gene Ontology annotation, biological process: peptidyl-arginine methylation. The coding region runs from base 1 to 1053 and encodes 350 amino acids. Gene Ontology annotation, molecular function: protein-arginine N-methyltransferase activity. NCBI's taxonomy places the organism in Eukaryota, Fungi, Ascomycota, Pichiomycetes, Pichiales, Pichiaceae.
AUGACCACAGAAAAUAUACAAUCUUCUGCAACAGAUAAGAAAUCUCUAGCAUUUUCAGAACAACAUUAUUUUUCAUCUUAUGACCAUUUUGGUAUUCAUGAGGAAAUGUUGAAAGACAGAGUGAGAACACUGUCAUACAGGAAUGCGAUUAUGAAGAACAAGCAUUUGUUCAAGGACAAGAUUGUUCUUGAUGUUGGCUGUGGUACUGGUGUUUUAUCGAUGUUUGCAGCACAAGCAGGUGCAAAGCAUGUUUUAGCGGUCGAUAUGUCCAACAUCAUCGAAAUGGCCGAAAAGGUCAUUGAUUUGAAUGGUUUCUCCGAUAAAAUUACCCUGUUCAAGGGUAAACUUGAAGAUGUCAAGCUACCAUAUAAGGAAGUUGAUAUCAUUAUAAGUGAGUGGAUGGGAUACUUUUUACUCUAUGAAUCCAUGCUAGACACAGUUUUAGUUGCAAGAGAUCUUUAUUUGAAAGAGGGUGGUCUUUUGUUUCCUGACAAGGCAACUAUUCAUGUUGCAAUGGUUGAAGACGAGGAGUAUAAGAAUGAGAAGAUCCAUUUCUGGGAAGACCCAAUGCAACUAUACGGCUUUGACUACACGCCAUUCUUGAAGGUUGCAAUGAGCGAACCAUUAGUGGAUACCGUUGAUAAUGGCAGUGUAGUUACGGGUCACUACGAAUUGAUUGAGUUUGAUUUGAAUACGGUCAAGAUUGAAGAUUUGGCGUUUGAGAGGAAAUUCAAGUUGAAGGCAACAAGGGAUGAUAAGAUCCAUGCUUUAUUAGCGUGGUUUGAUUGCUCCUUCCCAAGUGAUAAACCGGAAAACGUAGUCACUUUUUCAACAGGCGCCCAUGCUCCAUACACACAUUGGAAACAAACUGUUUUCUACCUUGAUCAAGUUUUGGAUGUUAAAAAGGGUGAAGAGAUCACCGGUUCCUUGGCAAGUAGACCUAACGAGUUCAAUAAUAGAGAACUGGAUAUUGAACUUAGAUGGAACUUCCCGGCAAGCGGUGAAGAAGAUUCCCGUAGACAGAGCGGUAAAUACAACUACUUUUUGCGUUAA